Cladocopium goreaui is the source of this 1590-nucleotide messenger RNA. NCBI's taxonomy places the organism in Eukaryota, Dinophyceae, Suessiales, Symbiodiniaceae. The record is from the annotation of a GenBank genome assembly.
AUGUUUAGGCCUGCCGUAUUCACUAUCGCUGUAUUCCUUUGCGGCUUCGUGCAAAUAUGCAAUGCGCAACGGACGACCAGCAUCCUGAUUCAAAACGACUCCGGUGAAGACAUCUCGCGAGUCGUCGCUGAGUACUCACGUUUUUAUGGUGGCCGGGCUCCGAUUCGCGAAUCAUUUGAUGACAUUGCUGAUGGUGAUAACGCGGAAUCGCUCGAUCUUCGCAUGCCCCGUGGAGAGCCGUGUGUGAGGACUCGGUUGAAGUUUCGAGCAGACGGGAAUAACUACCAUACAGCGUGGUUCUCGCUUCAGAAUCGACAGCACAUUCAACAGGUGAUCUUCAAGCUAAAUGGGCUUUCGGGAUUCUCGGCGCAACUUACGGAAGAAGCCGAUGGUUCACGUCUUAGCGCAGCACGCUCGACCACAACGUUCUUUCAAGGAACGAGCAAAGCAGGAGAUGUUUCUAAGGCGCUUUUGGACGCUGCAAACAACGCUCUUGCCGCAAACCCGACAUUCGUAAGAUGGGAGCUUGUUACAGUAACAGGCAGCCGGGGAGGAAUUAUCGGGGCAAAGGAUGUUACGGCGAUUAUUCGAGUGCUCUCGGAUGACUCCAAUGGUGCUAAACAAACGCAGAAGUCGGCUGGUUACAGCGCCCCUGCUGAUGGUCGUCACUCUGGGUAUAUCAGGUUGAUCAAUGAAACUGAAGAUCUUCACGAUGUUGUCGUUACGGUCUCAAACUGGCGCCACACUCAAAACUGGUCCGUGCAAAAUGGAAGACCGCGAACGCUACGUAAUCUCCCAAGUGUGGGCUAUGGCGUUGCCGCGUUUAAUCCCACUCAUCCACGACUUCGAGCCAUCGGUGGUGACUCAUUUCAACUGGCAGUCCCGUUUGAGAUCACGGUGACUGGAAGCGCAAGAGACUACACCGUGAAUAAACAUUGCGCGGUGUCGGACGAUGCCGAAACAAUCGCUGCCCAUGAUAAGGGUCGCAGCGGAUUUGUUUCUGACGGUCAACAGGAGGUUGACUCAGGCUUUUCGUGGCCGAAAGCACGACAUGUUGAUCGCCCUGAGCUGUCCAAAGAAUGGCUGGACGCCCCGAUCGCUUCAUCGGAUUUUCCAGAUCAGCUCCAGAAGACUGUCUGCGAUGAAGACGACCGGGUACGAACUGGCACAGGUGUCGGCUGGUUUCGAAGCGUUAAUGGUUGGAUCGAUGACAAAGAUCCUGACUACGAUUACGGGGCAAUAAUUCUUCCAGACGAAACGCUUUAUCAGAGCGUCCGUGCCUAUUUUGGAUUUCAAAUUCGAACGAGCGACGACCUCUUGGGAAUUACGGCACACAACAGCGGAUACCCAACUGACAGGGACACUAACGCACAGUAUUUCAAUGCGGACCCGAUAAGCGCCGUCGAAACACGUCGACUUCGCUACAUGAUCGAUACGCACGGUGGACAGAGUGGAAGCCCUGUGUGGCGAUUCGCCGAUGGUAGUCGAUAUGUCGUCGGUGUUCACACAACGGGCGACUGCCCGAACGGUGCCACAAGAGUAAUUCGUUCCGUAUUUGAUAACUGGCAGGACUGGAAGGCCGAGGGAUAA